This is a messenger RNA of Prorocentrum cordatum, 1695 nucleotides long. NCBI's taxonomy places the organism in Eukaryota, Dinophyceae, Prorocentrales, Prorocentraceae. The record is from the annotation of a GenBank genome assembly.
AUGGCUGCCUUCGCCGAGAUGCUCGGCGGCUUCCUCCUGGGCCCCGGCGGCGAGGUCACCGAGACCGUCGCGGCCCUCUCGGGCAAGGGCGCCGUCGCGCUCUACUUCAGCGCGCACUGGUGCCCGCCGUGCCGCGGCUUCACGCCCCAGCUCGCCGAGUGGUACAAGAGGGACCUGCAGGCCAAGGGCCUGGAGGUGGUCUUCGUGUCCUCCGACAGGGACGAGGCCUCGUUCAAGGAGUACUUCGCCGGCCAGCCCUGGAUGGCUCUGCCCUACGGGGAGCGCGGUGCCAAGGAGAAGCUGUCCAAGAUGUGCAAAGUGAAAGGCAUCCCCUCGCUGGUGAUCCUGGACUCCGACGGGAAGGUCAUCACGACGGAAGGCCGAGAUGCCGUCAGCGAGGACCCGACCGGCGCGGAGCUCCCGUGGAGGCCGAGGCCAGUGAAGGAGCUCCUGGCCGAGGCGAAGCUCGUCGGGCCCGCAGGCGAGUUGACGGUGCAGCAGGCGGUGCAGGAGAAGAAGGCGCUCGCGCUCUACUUCAGCGCGCACUGGUGCCCGCCGUGCCGCGGCUUCACGCCCAAGCUCGCCAACUGGUACAGGGAGGACCUGCAGGCCAAGGGCCUGGAGGUGGUCUUCGUCUCCUCCGACAAGGACGAGGCCUCGUUCAAGGAGUACUUCGCCGGCCAGCCCUGGAUGGCUCUGCCCUACGGGGAGCGCGGUGCCAAGGAGAAGCUGUCCAAGAUGUGCAAAGUGAAAGGCAUCCCCUCGCUGGUGAUCCUGGACUCCGACGGGAAGGUCAUCACGACGGAAGGCCGAGAUGCCGUCAGCGAGGACCCGACCGGCGCGGAGCUCCCGUGGAGGCCGAGGCCAGUGAAGGAGCUCCUGGCCGAGGCGAAGCUCGUCGGGCCCGCAGGCGAGUUGACGGUGCAGCAGGCGGUGCAGGAGAAGAAGGCGCUCGCGCUCUACUUCAGCGCGCACUGGUGCCCGCCGUGCCGCGGCUUCACGCCCAAGCUCGCCAACUGGUACAGGGAGGACCUGCAGGCCAAGGGCCUGGAGGUGGUCUUCGUCUCCUCCGACAAGGACGAGGCCUCGUUCAAGGAGUACUUCGCCGAGCAGCCCUGGCUGGCGCUGAGCUACGCCGACAGGAGUCUGCAGAAGAAGUUAAACAGGGCCCUGAAGGUGGGGGGCAUCCCGACCCUGGUCAUCCUGGACGCGGACUUGAACGUGGUCACGACCGAUGGUCGCGGCGCCGUCGCAGCCGACCCCACGGGGGCCGCGAUGCCCUGGUACCCGAAGCCCGUGAAGCAGCUCGCGGACGGCCCGGGAGACAUCAACGAGGUGCCAACGCUGCUGAUCUUCUGCGAGUCCAGCGACGCCGCGGGGGUGGACGCCCUGGCGCAGGCCCUCGAGCCCCUGGCGGCGAAGCACACCGAGCGGGCGAGGGCGGCCGGCCGGGACCCGGACUUCUGCUUCAUGCUGGCGGCAGCGGGGGCGGAGCUCGCCCCGAGAGUCCGCGGCAUGCUGGGCCUCCUGGAGGCACCCGGCGCCGAGGCGGCUCCGCGUAUGGCCCUCAUCGACAUCCCAGACGAGGGCGGCUACUACCUCGCGGCAGAGGGCUCUGAGGUCACCGCCGCCUCCGUGGAGCGCUUCCUCGACGACUACAAGACGGGGGCGCUGGAGCGGAAGCAGCUGAAGUGA